Molecule: messenger RNA, 630 nt
Organism: Saccostrea cuccullata (small rock oyster)
Lineage: Eukaryota; Metazoa; Mollusca; Bivalvia; Ostreida; Ostreidae
Product: complement C1q tumor necrosis factor-related protein 3-like
Exons: 3
Coding region: 46-609 (187 amino acids)
Molecular function (GO): protein binding
Source: RefSeq, a predicted model, not a curated record
UAUUUUACAAAAAGGAAAUUGCAAAAUUUGAAAUUUACAUGAAGAAUGAUGGUCAUUGCUUUAUUACUGCUAGUGCUUGGGACACAAGAAAUUGUAGGAAACAAUCCAAUUCAAAGAACCACAAACUGGAAGCUGUUCAGAGAUGAUUACCUCUCAGCGAUUCAGACUUGCUUCACAUUAGGAUUUGUCAAAGAGCAAAGGAGAGGCGGCUUAAAAACGAAAGAACCAGUUGCAUUUGAAGCAAGCCUUGGCUCUUCACUGAGGAACAUGAAAAUGGGUCAGAGAGUAAUUUUCUCCACAUUAGGUGAAAACAAUGGCAACGGAUAUGACGCAAGCUCUGGUGUCUUCACUGCUCCCGGAAGUGGCGUUUAUAUUUUCGUUUGGAGUAUAGUGUCAACAGAAACACGUUUUUCCUCCACGGCUUUAAUUGUCAAUGGAAAGCAGAGGGCUGUUAACCAGUGUAAUUCAAAGAAGGCAAAUAAUGACUCUUGUACACGUACGACUGUGGUAAAACUAGCGGUCGGUGAAAAAGUCUGGAUUGAAUCUGUACAAGACAACUCAGCUAUUGAUGAUUAUAAAAGUUCAUCUUUUGCCGGAUUCAGACUGUAACGUUUUAUAAGACACCUCUAC